This is a messenger RNA of Nerophis ophidion (straightnose pipefish), 3210 nucleotides long. RefSeq names its product FTO alpha-ketoglutarate dependent dioxygenase (gene fto). The record is from RefSeq and is a predicted model, not a curated record. The transcript has 11 exons. Gene Ontology annotation, biological process: regulation of multicellular organism growth; RNA repair; DNA alkylation repair. Lineage: Eukaryota; Metazoa; Chordata; Actinopteri; Syngnathiformes; Syngnathidae. The coding region runs from base 292 to 2184 and encodes 630 amino acids. Gene Ontology annotation, molecular function: ferrous iron binding; mRNA N6-methyladenosine dioxygenase activity; broad specificity oxidative DNA demethylase activity.
AACAUCUGCUGCUGCCGAAGCUACUUCCGCCUUGAGCCCCGGUGCAUUCUGGGACUCGCUGUCUUCACAGCUUUGUAAUUAACCUUCUUUUUUCGCCAACACGGCACAAAAGGUGACUGCGCUCGUGUAACACCGACGAAGAGGUGACAACACACACAGCCAAAGACGAUUGUUGUCGGUGCAGGUCGGUUAAAGUGUAUAAAUAGCACGCACGUGAGUGUGCGCGGACUCCAAAGACCGUCGGCGCCCUCGGGACGGAGGCAUCACGAACGUCAACACAAGUCCAGGAACAUGAAAAGAUCGGGUGACAGUGAGGGGGAGAAGAGAAGAAAGAAGAGGAAGCUACUGCUGGAGUUGGGAAACCAAAAGAUUCCCUUUCUCGGACCUUCUGAUCAGGGCUUCCAGAAACUGUGGGACUCCAGUUACCCCGGUCUGGUUUUGAGAAGAUCCUGCUCUCUUCCCACUGAGCUUCACUGCCGGGUCCAGGCCGCUCUGCUCACCAUGAGAAAGAAAGGCUGCCUCUUAAGGGAUCUAGUCCGCGUCCGAGACCGGGAAGUCUUCACUUCUGUGUCACGGGCCCUGCUUGGUGAACCGGGCCACACCUAUCGCUACUUGGACACCAGGCUCUUUGCCAUCCCUUGGCACAGCGAGGACACUGACAAUAAAGGACAGAACUGUUGCGACGCGGAUCUGAGGACGGCCUGCAGAGCCUUGUGGGAGCUAAACACCUUCUUCCGUUCGGACGUGAGUCAGCUAAAAGAAGGAGACAGGUUGGCGCAAUGUGUUAAGGCGAAGGCGACAGUUGAGGCUAAGGUGAGCGAGGAGGCUGAAACAGAGUCCAGAAAUAGUGACGAUUCCAAGAACAGCGAAGGAGGGGAGUCGGAGUCCAGGCAGAGCGAGGAAGGGGACACGGAGUCCAAGCACAGCGAAGAAUGGGACGUGGAGUCCAAACACAGCGAUGAAGGUUGCUCCGGGUCAAAAAGAGAAGGCGACUGGGAAACAGGGUCCAGAAACAGCAGCGAGGAGGCAGAAUCCUCACAAGGCCAAGAAGCAGGUGUGGAAGGAGCAUGUCCCACCUGGGCAACUAAAAGUGUAACACCAACAGAAGACCGAGUGGGUGUCCCUGUGGCUCACCUCAAGCACAGUCCGCCAGACUACCACACUGAGGACAAGGAGGGGCUGCAAGUGGGCUGCUCUGAGCCCAGUUCUCCGCUGGUACGCACCUCGUCCACCAAGUUCAACGUCUCUUUGCUCAACUACAUGGACCCGGCGUCCGUGAGCCAGCUCAAAGAAGAGCCCUACUACGGCAUGGGGAAGAUGGCCGUGGGGUGGCACCACGACGAAAACCUGAUCAGUCGUUCGCCCGUGGCCGUCUACAACUACAGCGUCAACGACUCCAAAGGCGAGAGCAGCGAAGGCGGCACGGGCGAGAAGCCGAGCUGGAGGAUCGGGCUGAAGGUAGCCUGGGACAUCCACACACCUGGCCUGACGCUGCCCCUGGAGUCUGGAGACUGCUAUUAUAUGAGAGAUGACCUGAAUAACACCCACCAGCACUGCGUCCUGGCAGGAGACGCCCCACGCUUUAGCUGCACCCACAGAGUAGCCGAGUGUUCCACUGGGACUCUGACCUACAUCCAGUCUCGGUGCGUAGAGGCCCUUUCCAACCUGCACACGUACCCUGAGAGCGGCUCCCACAGCCUGGUGACCUUGCGGCCAGCCACCCUGCAAAACUGUGAGGAGAUUCACAAUGAGGUGGAGUUCGAGUGGCUGCGACAGUACUGGUUUCAGGGCCAGCGCUACACCCGCUUCUGCAGCUGGUGGAGCAAACCCAUGGAGGAUCUGGAGAAGGAGUGGAAGCUCAUGGAGACCAUGACCAUGCUGUUUUUGGCUAAAGUGGAGGAGGAGGGACAAGCCGGGGAGAGCAGGCGAGACAUGGCAGAGACUCUUCUGACUGCUUUGAUUGACAGACACCAGCAAAGACAGACAUGGAGAGACAGGUGCCACUCCAGCCUGGCCCAGACCUUGCCCCCCGAGGAGGCCCCGGUCGAUCGGCCCUUCUGGGGCGUGGACGACCCCGGCAUGCCGCUGCCCUUUGACCUGGCCGACAUCAUCAACAGAGUGGAGUCGCUGCUGUGGAGGUGCGACUUGUACUCCGAAAAUUACGGAUGUAAAGCAGCCAUGUAAGGACAUCAAAAAAAAAAAAAACACACCAGCUUUUUCCGAGCGAGCCCAACGAGAGCUGAUUGCAGAUGACAAAUCCAAGAAGAAUUUUGGAUGGGUUCAUGUCCAUCCACGACAGAUUGACCUACGUGGGGCCCCCGAAAGGGCCCCUGGUAUAACGCCCCCGAAUAGCGCUUUCGUGACAUGCUAACAACGCCAGCUCAGCAUCAAGCUACCAGUGUAACCACAUUUCAAUGUGUAGCUAUUUAUUAUUGUUAUGAUUUGAUAGCAGCACUUAAUCUCAUAUAACCUGGCUGUCGUCAGCUUGUCAGUAUUCACAUGAAAGGCUUCUAAUAAGUCGUCACAGUGGUGUUGUUACGGGAAAACCGAAGGUUGAUAUUAUUUGUCUUGACCCCAGACCGACCAAAGAAAGAAUCCACUGAGGGAGUUGGGACCGCCGAAAACUGCGUUCUGAAACCGUGAGUCAGACCAAUGAAGGAGUGAGAGCGGCUUCCGAAAAAAGCUCAUGUUCUAGUCAGCGUUCUAGCCGUCACAACUUGGCUAAACUUGUUCUCAUUAAUCUCUAAUGGUUUUGGAUGGCAUCUGUCUGAUCUACUAUUUAUUUUGGAAUAGGAUCAAACACAAGUCAGCCAUAGAAGCUGGAGAAGGCAAAUUACGUGUGUGAGUUCUAGUCGGCGCUCUAUCACCUGUACUUGUCAACUCCAAUGAUUUUGAAUCCCAUCUUUACGAUUGGAUAAGAACCUGAUGCUCUCUUCCUCCAUGUUUGAUUUUUUGAUAGAUCAUGAUAACAUAGAGAUGUUGUUUCUAUUUAAAACAACCCUGAUUGCACUCCUUUUUUUGUUGUGUUCUUUUUUUGAAGUUUUUGUUGUUGUUCCUGACGCCAAACAGUUCUUCUUCUUCCGCUGUUGAUGUCAAAGUUUUUUUUUUUUUCCCGCACUCUGUGUGCUUUAUACCUUCCUUGCCACAGCUUUGUGCGUCUGACGCGGUAAGACUGGUAGAAAAUGCAAUUAAAAGUGUUCUAUCCCUGCA